AUGAGUAAUCUCCGUCUGCAAAAACGUUUGGCUUCGGCCGUUUUGAAGUGCGGAAAGCACCGCGUCUGGCUCGACCCCAACGAGGUCAGCGAGAUCUCCGGAGCCAACUCCCGCCAAAGCAUCCGCAGACUCGUCAAUGACGGACUCAUCAUCCGCAAACCAGUCACCGUUCACUCCCGUUUCCGUGCCCGUGAGUACGAGGAGGCCCGCAGAAAGGGACGUCACACCGGUUACGGAAAGCGCCGUGGUACUGCCAACGCCCGUAUGCCAGAAAAGACCCUCUGGAUCCGACGCAUGCGUGUCCUCAGAAAUCUUCUGAGAAGAUACAGAGAUGCCAAGAAGUUGGACAAGCAUCUUUACCACGAGCUUUACCUCCGCGCCAAGGGAAACAACUUCAAGAACAAGAAGAACCUCAUCGAGUACAUCUUCAAGAAGAAGACUGAGAACAAGAGAGCUAAGCAACUUGCCGACCAAGCUCAAGCCAGACGUGACAAGAACAAGGAGAGCCGCAAGCGCCGCGAGGAGAGACAAGUCGUCAAGCGUGCUGAGCUUCUCAGAAAGAUUUCCCAGAGCGAGAAGAUCAUCGCCGGAAAGUAA
This is a messenger RNA of Caenorhabditis briggsae, 597 nucleotides long. RefSeq names its product Protein CBR-RPL-19 (gene Cbr-rpl-19). The transcript is spliced from 4 exons. Bases 1 to 597 code for a protein of 198 amino acids. Gene Ontology annotation, cellular component: cytosolic large ribosomal subunit; ribosome. Gene Ontology annotation, molecular function: structural constituent of ribosome; RNA binding. Gene Ontology annotation, biological process: translation. Lineage: Eukaryota; Metazoa; Nematoda; Chromadorea; Rhabditida; Rhabditidae. The record is from RefSeq and is a predicted model, not a curated record.